Messenger RNA from Cryptotermes secundus, 2116 nucleotides. Its product is annotated as gastrula zinc finger protein XlCGF7.1. The transcript is spliced from 5 exons. Lineage: Eukaryota; Metazoa; Arthropoda; Insecta; Blattodea; Kalotermitidae. The record is from RefSeq and is a predicted model, not a curated record. Gene Ontology annotation, molecular function: RNA polymerase II cis-regulatory region sequence-specific DNA binding; DNA-binding transcription factor activity, RNA polymerase II-specific. Gene Ontology annotation, biological process: regulation of transcription by RNA polymerase II. Bases 650 to 1309 code for a protein of 219 amino acids.
GUUAAUAUAUGAUGUUAUUGUAACAAGAUUGUCCGAUCUUAUCAUCUUGAAUAUAGUAGCUUUUGCGAUAUAUUCUGAAUAUCCGUACAUAACCUAUACAUUCCCAUACCUUCAUAUGGCGCCUAUGCGUUAUAGUUAAAAGUCACGCAUGUGUGAAAGUUGCAGUUUCUUCAGAGAUUGGAGUUCACGUUGUUUCAUACAUGAAAAAUGUAUAUUAGCUACAUUUGUUUUCGUGAAGUAGAUAUCCACGGAACUCUCAUGCAGCUAAUUUAUUAUGCAAAACGGUAAAAAUCGGAGAAUUGUGACCGUACUAGAAAACGAAAUGUUUGUUUUAAAUGAAUAACGCGAUGUUUAAUGGUGUAACUUACGAGAUGAAAUAUGUGGAUAAGUUCAAUGGGACUGUGCUAUAUAGUGUAAAUCACAUCACUGAAGUACAGGAACAGUAUGUCUUAUCGUUUCUGCUCAUAAUGGCUUAGUACGUUCUAACGUUUUGCCAAUACUCUUAUGAUGACAACGGGAGGAACUUAGUUUCCGACAAACCACAAAGAACAACAAAGUAACUGUCACACAUCCAUGUAGAAUUUGUGAUAGAGUGGGGCAAGAUUUCAAAAGGACACAAAGAAGCACUCAUUCUCACAGAUCAUGUAAUAUGGCUUCAAGUGUCAAGCGUGAGUCAGAGCCUGAUAACGAGGUUGAUCCGUUAUCAACCCACAAUGAACAUGAGGUCCUCGACAUAAAACAGGAAAAGUACCUUGAGCCUGUGGUGAUGACAGAGACUGAGUUCAUCACAAGUGACAUCAAGCCACAACCUGAUUCAGACGAUGAUGCUCCGUUGCCUUCGCUCGGACAUGGGGAGCUGUUUGAAAUGAUACUUGAUGAAAGCCCUGCAUCCAUAAUUACAGAUCAGCCAGAGAAUAUUCCAAUACAUGUGUGUGAGCAUGAUCACCGUGGAUCAUCACAGUCAUCUAAACGAACUCAUGUGUGCGCAUUCUGCGGAAAGUCGUUUAAUCGCAAGCAGCACCUAACAGACCAUACACGUAUGCAUACCCAAGAGCGACCUUACACGUGUGACUUGUGUAAAAAGUCAUUUUCUAGGAAAGGUUACCUUAAAAUACACCUUCGCUUACAUAGUGGACAUCAGCCUUUCUCUUGCAAGAUUUGUAGCAAAUCGUUCAACCAGAAGAGUCAGCUAGAAACACACGUUUUUGAACAUACCGGAGGAGGACCAUAUUUGUGCGAUAUAUGUGACGAGGCAUUCAGUGAUAGAAUUAAUCUCAUACUCCACCAAGGUGUCCACUCAGCACAUUAGCAUGUGUGUAAUCAUAUUGUUCUGUUUCUCACCGCACAGGUAACUUCAUGGUAACUUUGCUGAUCUCUGCAUGACUGGGUGCCAUUUCUUAAAGGUUACAGCAACAAUCAAAAUUAACACAGUCAUAAUCUCACUUCCUUGCUGGAGUUUUGUUUGUUGGGCCAGACAUUUUUCCAUGAAAAAUGGAUUAUGAUCGUACUGUAUUUGUAACAGAAGAUGAAAGAAUGAAAAACAGUCACUAAUUGCUAUAUACUUGAACUGUUUCAACUGUUGAUAAGAUGCAGUUCGAAAGUUUCUCUGCAUUUGAAUGAUAUAUACAGGAGGAAAUUCAAUUUAGGUACACAGUGGCAAUAGCCUUUCAGUCAUUCGACAGGUUUGGUACCAGCAUACAGUCAGUUUCAACUUGCCAGAUCAUGAGAUUGGCAGUGAAGAUGUUAAAAUUUCUCACACUGCUGUAACACUGUACUGGAUACAAUUAGAUAAGUAGGAAACACAUUAACAUCACUUAUAUGUUGCAGGAUUUCUGAAGAAGAGUUGACAAAUUUCAAAUGGGUAGCUGUAAGUGUAAGUAAAAGAUGUCAGAUUCUGCUGCUGAAAUUAUUUUCCAAAUAUAUGCUCUUGUAGAGAUACAGGAAUGCUAUUCCUAAUGUGACCAACAGCCAGUUGUAAGGUUCAUUAAAAGAAAUAACACAGUAUCAUUGUGAUUUUACCUGUAACUAACUCCAUUGUGCUGAGUACUCAAGAAGUUCCCAAACAUUUUAUGAAACCUGAAGGUUCAUUACCAUGACCACAAGAGCCGACAACUGG